GAGGUAUUACACGCUCAAGCUGCAUUUCGUGUCGUAUCGUCACAUGUAGCUGGCGCUUCGGGGGUUUGUUGCGUUUCUCGGGAUUCUGCGGGAUAUCGUUGCGGUUUGGUGGGCUCUGGUGAUUUGCGCAGCUUGGAGCUGCUGUGGGUGUGGUGAAGUUCUUCAUAAUGUUUUGGCAAUUACCUGUGUUUGAUGCGUUUUUGACUUGUUUUCCUGGGGCGGCGACUGAGUGUAAUGGAGAAUUUUAGGUCUUAGCUUCUGGAUUGGUUCGUGAGUAUCUGUAUCGCGAUGUGUGAGAUGUGAGGAUUGGGGAUUGAUCCAGGGGUUCUUAUUUGGGGAUUCCUGGACUUUUUCCUGAGAUUAGGUCAAAGAGAAGCAGAGGAUUUGAAUAAGGAGAGAGGAAAACAUGGCUUUUCCGCGCAAGAAUGAGACUGUGAAGCUGGUGAGCGCAGAGGGUUUUGAGUUUAUCAUUGACCGGAAGGCAGCUGUUAUCUCCAAUACGCUGAGGAACAUGCUUUCGUCGGCUGGAAAUUUUUCGGAAACAGAGUUGGGAGUAGUGAAUUUCCCGGAAAUCAGUACUCCUAUUCUGGAGAAAGUGUGCCAGUACUUCUACUGGUUUUUGCAAUGUUCCAAUGGAAAGAAGACGGACUUUCACAUUGAGCCUGAAAUGACGUUGGAGCUCAUGAUGGCAGCCAAUUAUCUGCAUACCUGAGAGAUUCGACCGCUACACCACUAUAUCCUUGUCUUGUGAAUACGGUUGAUUAGGGUCAUGUUAAGGUUGACUGUAGCACUCAUUGUUAAUUGGAUGGUGUUGUUGGCUGGAAAUGGAGGGGAUUGUAGGAUUUGGGGCAUUGAGCAUGCUCAAUCCUUCUAACCAUUAGUUACACUGUAUAUUUUGCCUGAUUAUUUAUACCUUAGUUUCAUUGCACUGUGAUAGAAAGGAUUAUAAUGGAAUGGUCGAAUUUUGAGCUAACUGGAUGUCCACACUAGGGGGUUUUAUUCAAGACUCACACAGAGAUGUGAGUGCAAGUUCUGUCAUUUCAUCUCAUAUUGACCAUAUAGAAGUUUCUUAAACUGUACACUCAUGUAUGCAUACUUCGUAAAAAGAUGGACACGAAUUAUCUCAGUCUCAGCGUUGAACAUAUUGUGCGUCAACGCGAGAGUGGAUAUACUGUCGUGUUCUUUUUCCUCCC
Messenger RNA from Physcomitrium patens, 1193 nucleotides. RefSeq lists its product as uncharacterized. Gene Ontology annotation, biological process: ubiquitin-dependent protein catabolic process. NCBI's taxonomy places the organism in Eukaryota, Viridiplantae, Streptophyta, Bryopsida, Funariales, Funariaceae. The record is from RefSeq and is a predicted model, not a curated record.